AUGUUACAGACAUUUCGACACGGGUUCCCGUUCUCCCCCACAGCGCUAGCAUGGGACCCCAUACAGAAGCUACUAGCGAUCGGCGACAAAGGCGGCAACCUCAGAAUAUUAGGUGGUCCAGGGGUCGAUGCUCACGUACGGCACGAAACCGGGGAAGCCGUCCUGCACGUCAAGUUCCUCAUCAACGAAGGCGCCCUGGUCACAGCCACAGCGGAUGAUCAACUCCACCUUUGGACUUUUCGCCAGAAAUCCACUCAACGGGUCCAGUCACUCAAAUUUCAAAGAGAACGAUAUCCCAUCAAACUAUCACGACAGACCAAAGAACUGAAAGGCAUCACCUGCCUGCACCUGCCACUCCAGUCCAAAUGGAUCCACGUGGGCACGGAGCGCGGCAACGUGCACGUGGUCAACCUAGAGACCUUCGCGCUCAGCGGGUACGUCAUCAACUGGAACAAAGCCAUCGAAGUGACGCGGCCCAACCACCCCGGCGCCGUGGUCGACGUCAGCGAGAACCCUCUCGACGCCAGCAAAUUAGUAAUCGCAUUUGAAAGCGGUCUGGUUGUGGUGUGGGACCUGAGAUCGCGAAUGGCGGAGUGGAGAGGAACCCUAGGCACGGGCGGGCCGGGGGACGCGGUGCGGGCUGCAGCAUGGCAGCAUGAUGGGAAGCUGAUGACUGCUCAUGCUGAUGGGGCGCUGGCUACCUGGAGCAUGCGGGCUCCGAGACCCAUGUCUUUGUCAUAUCCACAUGCAAAAGCAAAUAAGGACGGGAAACCGGAACCAUGCAAACCUAUCCUUAGACUGGAGUGGAAAACAUCGAGGACGGGCGAGAGCCUGGUUAUGUUCUCUGGCGGGCUGCCCACGGACAAGGCGGGGCGCACGCACAGCAUCACCGUGCUCAACGGCAAGAGCACCACCGUGCUGGAGAUGGAGCACAGCGUCGUGGACUUCGUCACACUCUGCGAGAGUCCCCAUGCUGCGGAUUACCAAGAGCCGUACGCGAUAGUGGUGCUCCUGCAGAACGACCUGGUGGUGAUCGACCUGCUGUCGCCCGGCUACCCCUGCUUCGAGAACCCCUACCCCAUGGACAUACACGAGUCGCCCGUCACUUGCUGUUGCUACUUCGCUGAUUGCCCCUCGGAUUUAAUUCCAGCAUUCUACUCGGUCGGUCGGCAAGCGAACAAGAAGGCAGCCGGUUUCAGCGAGAAGCUUUGGCCGAUCAACGGCGGCGAGUGGGCGCCGGCCUCGUGCUCCUAUAGUGAAAUCAUACUUACUGGGCACGCAGACGGUAGUGUUAAGUUUUGGGACGCGAGCGCAGGGACCUUACAAGUUUUGUACAAAUUAAAAUGUUCUAAAGUGUUCGAGCGGCGCGGCGGGGCCGGGGGCGGGGGUGCGGGCGGGGGCGGGGGCGGGGGCGGCGCGUGGGAGGAGGACGCGCCGCUGGCCAUCCAGCAGGCGGCGCUGUGCGCGGAGUCGCGGCGGCUGUGCGUGGCGCUGCCGCACGGACACGUCGUGCUCUUCAAGUUCCGCAAGACCGAAGUGCACGCGGAGACGCAUGUGGUAGAAAUCCCAGUAAUAACGGACGCGGUGGAAGAGGAGACCUCCCCCGAGGCGGAGGGCAGCCGCUCCGCCUCCUUCAGCCGCGGCGGCGAUGGCGUGGAGGGCGAAGGGAGACGGUGCGGGCCGUGGGCGGGCAGCGCGCUGCGCGUGCGCGGCGGCGCGGGCUCGGGCGGCGCGCGGCGCGCGGCCGGCUUCCAGGCCGCGCUGGUGGCGCUGCAGCUGGGCGCGCCGCACCCCGUCACCGCGCUCACGCUCAACUCCUCCUACGGCCUCAUGGCGUGGGGCGGCGAGCGCGGCGUGGUGGUGGUGGACGUGUUCCGGCGCAGCGUGGUGGCGGCGCUGCCGGCGCACGCGCUGUACCUGCCGCCCGAGCCGCACGCCCACGCCCAGGCCCAGGCCCACGCGCGCCACGACCGGCGCUCGCCGGACCUCGACCAGUUGGAGGAGACCCCGGCCAGUCCCGAGCCCGCCGAGGAAGCGCUCCCUGACUCCAAGCUCGAUACGCGACGCAAAUCGACACCCUGGAAGACUUUCAACUUGAAACGACAACUCUCCAAAGUUGAUCUGAAAUUAAAAGCUGCCUUCGGUCCUCCGGAAAAUGAAGAAAUAAAUGAAAAAGGCAACUCUCAAUUCUAUUGUGAAACUGCUGAAACAGAAGCAGCAAUAGAGUCCAACACAGACUCACCUGAUGGUGACGAGAAGGUUAUUGAAGAAGAUAAAAGUCAGCUCUCAUCACCUUUGCGCGUUUGUUCAGAUGUUUUUGAACGAAUGCAUCGAGAGCUACAAGAGAAACGUUCCUCAGAUGUCUAUGAUAGAAUGCAUAAAGAACUUCAAGAAAGAUGGCAAGACAAGGAUAGGAGCGAUCCAUCUCCCGAUAUAUCGCCGUCCAAAAUAGGAGAUGACGAAAAAGCUACAAGGCCUGAUAAUUUGCCACUUUUCGAUGAGGACGGGAAACCCAUGCGACCGCCCCGUUCCAAGAGCAAGAGAAGCGACAGUGAAAAAAAUCAAAGAGAUCAGAGGUUACUCUCCGUGCCAAAUAUUAAAUACAACAAGCAAGAGUCCGUAAGAGACUUGCGGAAGAAGCAAGCUCCGCAACAAUCGCAGUCGUUUGCGGGGAACUUAAUGCGGCGUUUCAGAGAGUUUGUAGCUACACUUUGUACGAGAAACGAACAAAAUGUCGAAGAAGAAACAAUCGAGCAAGUAAUAGAAGUACCCGCCAGAAUAGGUAUGGAUCCAGAUCAGAUCACGGCACAACACACAAAC
This is a messenger RNA of Brenthis ino (lesser marbled fritillary), 2820 nucleotides long. NCBI's taxonomy places the organism in Eukaryota, Metazoa, Arthropoda, Insecta, Lepidoptera, Nymphalidae. The record is from the annotation of a GenBank genome assembly.